AGGUAAUUGAAACCAACCUUAAGAUUUUCUUAUCUCCGCCCUAAAGGUAGCCCCGAUUAUUGCUGACUUAAGCAUCGGAGUGUCUACCCCAAGUUCCACCUCGGAGCUUUGCAGAAAGCAUGAGUGAAGGGAUGGCGAAGACCAUCAUGAUCAGGUUCGAGCCGGGAAGGGUUUUGAUUUACACUGAGUUAGCAAACAAGUUUGCCGUGUUCGAUUGGUGGUUCACGUCAGUUCCCGAACCUAUUCUUUGCCCACUCGGCCACGUCGUUUAAAGCCAUGGGCAACGUGAGAAAAGACCUUAUUCAUGGAUUCCCCCAAAAAAUGAUCUUUGAUUCCUUCAAAGAAAACGGAGAUCUAGGUUUGAGAAAACCCAAAUCUGGGUACUCUCAACCCAGUUUCAACACCAGUUGUGCCUUCCUUUUGGCUCUCUCUAUGCACUCGCUCUUAACACAAUGGCAUCCAAGGUGGGAACAAAAUGAAGAAUCAAGCUCAUAGUUGGAGUACCUGGGGCUUCUCGACGAAAACAAACUCCUCGGUCUCAAGCUUGGUGGCCUCAACAACUAGCACUGGCGACAUAACGAGAGUUUGGGAAUAAUAAGGUUUAGAGGUUGAG
Messenger RNA from Rubroshorea leprosula, 613 nucleotides. The record is from the annotation of a GenBank genome assembly. NCBI's taxonomy places the organism in Eukaryota, Viridiplantae, Streptophyta, Magnoliopsida, Malvales, Dipterocarpaceae.